CGGCUAGAGAGCGUCGGGCCUUUCUCCAUCUUCACCGUGAUGUGGAAACGGAAAAACCCUCGUUAGGUCAAUCAAACUGACUGGGGGAUGUCAGGGUUUUCUUAAACACUCAUAGCCCUCGAUUUGGAUUGGAUUUAUAUCCGGUGAUUCUCUUCCCGUAUCUGGCUUGUGAUUGAGCGGUAUAAAUUAGUUGAACUGAGUAGAGUUUUUGGCAAUUUUGAUUGCAAACAUAGUGUAGCGCUUGGAUUUGCAAGCAUUCGUGUAUAGAUUUUUAUAGCUGUGGUAGUUAAUUUGUGAGGGAUGGAAGAAACAAAACAUGAAUUGAAGAGGAGUCACCGGGAACGUGACAGGGACAAAGAAAAGGAGAGAAAUGGAGAGAGACAUAGGGAUAAGAGAGACAGGGAAAGUAGGCGUUCUGAGAGAGAGAAAAGCACUGAUUCUGAUGACAAGUAUGACAAAGAGAAAGAGAGAGAUAAGCAUAGAGACAAGGAGAAAGACCGCAGGAAUAUGGAUGAGGGAAAAGAUAGAAGCAGUGAUAGGAAGAGAGACAGAGGCAGGGAUAGAGAAGACAGGGACAGAGAGAAGGAUAGGGAGAAAGAGAAAGAAAGAGAGGAGAAGAGGGAGAGGGCAAGGGAGAAGGAUCGGGAGAAGGAGAGAGAGAAGAGGGAACGUGACCGUGAAGAUAGAGAGAGAGAAAGGGAGAGGAGAGAACGAGACAAGGAAGAACGAGAUAGGGAGAGAGAUAGAGAGAGGGAGAAGAGAGAGCGUGAUAGAGAUAGAGAGAGGGAGAGGAGAUUGAGGGACCGGGAGAAGCGUCGAAAAGUUGAUAGUGAUGAUAGUGAUGAAGACAAGGAACACAAUAGAAAACGGCAUAGGAGAGGUGAAGAUGAUUACAAGGAGAGAGUGCAUGAGCAGAGUGUUAGAUCAAACAGGCAUUGGGAUGACAGUGAUGAUAGCCCAAGGAAAAGAGAUGUUGAAGAUGAUUUGGAAAAGAAAGAGAAGAAAACCCGAGAAGAAGAGCUAGUAGAUGAACAACAGAAAUUGGAUGAGGAAAUGGAAAAGCGGAGGAGGAGAGUUCAGGAAUGGCAAGAGCUGAAGAGGAAGAAGGAAGAAUCCGAGAGAGAAAAAUGUGGGGAAGAGAAUGUUGAUGAACCCAAGGCUGGCAGGAACUGGACCCUUGAUGGAGAAGAUUCUGAUGAUGAAGAAGUACCCCAAACUGGGAAAUCUGAGACAGACAUGGAUGCUGAUGAAGGUGCUGAUCCUCCUGAUAAACAAGUUAGAGAUGAAAUGGUGGUAGACUCUGAGAGUGGGAAUGCUGCACCUGUUUUGCAAAAUGGGGUUGCCAGUGAGGAAGAAAUUGAUCCACUUGAUGCUUUUAUGAACUCUAUGGUUUUACCUGAAGUUGAGAAGCUAAACAAUGCUGUGGAAUUGUCAGUGGUGGAUGCUAAUGGGGUGGACCCAAAGAAGAAGGAUCGAAAGGGUGAUAGGAGUAAUGGUUUACAGCCAAAGAAAAGUUCAAAUAAAUCUCUUGGGAGAAUAAUUCCUGGUGAAGAUUCUGAUUCAGAUUAUGAGGACCUCGAGAAUGAUGAGGAAAUGGUUGAAGAUGAAGAUGAUGAUGAAUUUAUGAAGAGAGUAAAAAAGACAAAAGCUGAGAAAUUAUCUAUCGUUGACCACUCAAAGAUUGAUUACAAACCUUUCAGGAAAAAUUUCUAUAUUGAAGUGAAGGAAAUUUCAAGAAUGACUCCUGAAGAGGUUGUUGCAUACAGGAAACAACUGGAAUUGAAAAUACAUGGAAAGGAUGUCCCAAAACCAGUCAGAACCUGGCACCAAACUGGACUUACAAGCAAAAUUAUGGAGACAAUAAAGAAGCUUAAUUUUGAAAAGCCUAUGCCAAUCCAAGCUCAGGCACUACCCGUAAUUAUGAGUGGGCGAGAUUGCAUAGGCAUUGCAAAAACCGGGUCCGGAAAGACCCUUGCCUUUGUGCUGCCGAUGUUGAGGCAUAUCAAGGAUCAGCCACCUGUGAUAGCUGGCGAUGGCCCAGUUGGACUUAUAAUGGCACCUACAAGGGAGCUUGUCCAGCAGAUCCACAGUGAUAUCAAGAAGUUUGCCAAGGUAAUGGGUAUCGGAUGUGUGCCUGUCUAUGGUGGUUCUGGUGUUGCUCAGCAAAUUAGUGAAUUAAAACGAGGGACUGAAAUUGUUGUCUGUACUCCAGGUCGAAUGAUUGAUAUACUUUGCACAAGUGGAGGGAAGAUUACCAAUUUGAGAAGAGUCACAUAUUUGGUCAUGGAUGAAGCUGAUAGAAUGUUUGACAUGGGUUUUGAACCUCAGAUCACUCGAAUUGUUCAGAAUAUUAGGCCAGAUCGCCAAACUGUACUAUUUUCUGCUACUUUCCCUCGUCAGGUUGAAAUUUUGGCUCGCAAGGUUUUGAACAAACCUGUGGAGAUACAAGUUGGUGGGAGGAGUGUUGUAAACAAAGAUAUAACACAACUGGUUGAAGUGAGGCCAGAAAGUGAGAGAUUUUUAAGAUUGUUAGAACUACUGGGUGAAUGGUAUGAAAAGGGAAAAAUUUUGAUAUUUGUCCAAUCACAGGAAAAAUGUGAUGUUUUGUUUAAGGAUUUGCUUAGACAUGGUUAUCCAUGUCUUUCACUUCAUGGGGCCAAGGAUCAGACGGACCGUGAGUCCACUAUUUCUGAUUUCAAGAGCAAUGUGUGCAAUUUGUUGAUUGCUACCAGUGUUGCAGCUAGAGGUUUAGAUGUAAAGGAACUUGAAUUAGUGAUAAACUUUGAUGUUCCAAACCACUAUGAAGAUUAUGUGCACCGAGUUGGUAGGACAGGCCGAGCUGGUCGAAAAGGAUGUGCCAUUACAUUUAUCUCUGAGGAGGAUGCAAGAUAUGCACCAGAUCUUGUAAAGGCAUUGGAACUGUCCGAGCAAGUUGUUCCUGAUGAUCUGAAAGCUCUUGCUGAUAGUUUCAUGGCAAAAGUGAAUCAGGGACUUGAGCAAGCCCAUGGAUCAGGUUAUGGUGGAAGUGGCUUUAAAUUUAAUGAAGAGGAGGAUGAGAAGAGGAAAGCUGCAAAGAAAGCACAGGCGAAAGAAUAUGGCUUUGAGGAAGACAAGUCAGAUUCAGAAGACGAAGAUGAAGGGGUGCGGAAGUCUGGUGGUGACAUCUCACAACAAGAUGCGCUUGCUAAGAUUGCCGCCAUUGCUGCUGCCACGAAAGCCUCAGCUUCAAUGCCAACUCCUAUCUCAGCUGCACAAAUGCUUCCUAAUGCUGGACUACCCAUUGCUCUGCCAGGUGUUCUUGGCCUACCAAUACCUGGAGCAGUGGCGGUUGUUCCUGGUACCGGGCUGUCUGUGGUCCCCAAUGAUGGGGCAGCUCGGGCAGCGGCAUUGGCAGCUGCCAUCAACCUGCAGCAUAAUUUGGCAAAGAUUCAAGCUGAUGUUAUGCCUGAACACUAUGAAGCAGAACUGGAGAUCAAUGAUUUUCCCCAGAAUGCUCGAUGGAAAGUUACUCACAAGGAGACAUUGGGUCCGAUUUCUGAAUGGACUGGAGCUGCCAUUACCACCAGGGGUCAAUUUUUUCCUCCAAGCCGGGUUGCAGGACCAGGGGAACGCAAACUUUACUUGUUUAUUGAGGGCCCUACCGAACAGUCUGUCAAGAGAGCUAAAGCAGAAUUAAAACGUGUUUUAGAAGACUUCACAAAUCAGGCAUUAUCACUUCCAGGUGGAGCUCAACCAGGCAGAUACUCAGUUGUAUAAGUGCCUGUAUUAUUGUUGAAUUUGCUGUCAACUUCCACAACUCAUUGCCAGUGUUAAUUUUUUUUUUCUCUCCUGUUUAUCCUUCGUGCACGGUUGAACAGGGAUGAUUUAAGCCUAUGCUCGCACGGUCAAUAUGCUUGGCCCAUUACCUCACCUAUCGUGGCUGUCAAAGAGAUGGCGAUGAUCUGGUCUGGUUGGAAGAUAUCUGAAGCCAUCUAUUGCUUUUUGUUUAGAGCUUGUUAUGGCUUGGGCCUCAAUAUGAAGUACUGAACUCGAUCAAGAUGUCAAAAAUGAUGAGGAUGCUUAUGUUGAUCAGGCAUCUUUAAGAGCUGCUUUAUUCUUUCCUGUGCUAGACUCUAUAUUAUAAUCCAACCAAAAAGUCCCCUCGAAAAGAAUAGUUGUCCCAUUAUAGUGUCUGCUAGCUUGAAAUGACAGCAAAUGAUUAUUCUGUUUGAACUUUUUUAUUAUACCCCAAUCAUUUCUUAUUCAA
Molecule: messenger RNA, 4246 nt
Organism: Mangifera indica (mango)
Lineage: Eukaryota; Viridiplantae; Streptophyta; Magnoliopsida; Sapindales; Anacardiaceae
Product: DEAD-box ATP-dependent RNA helicase 42-like
Exons: 4
Coding region: 301-3756 (1151 amino acids)
Biological process (GO): mRNA splicing, via spliceosome
Cellular component (GO): nucleus
Molecular function (GO): nucleic acid binding; ATP binding; RNA helicase activity
Source: RefSeq, a predicted model, not a curated record